AUGAUUAAGACUAUCAUCUUCACCAUCAUGUUGGUGUCCGUUGCCUUGGCUUGCCAAGACGCCUACGACCCAGCCACCGUCACCAUGGGACAAUGCCAAACCCAAGACACCGCUAACUACAGAAACGUCAACGAUCUCCCAAUCUUGUCGCCAUCAGACUUGUCCGCCGAGGAACUUGCUAUUCAUGAGGCCAACAUGGACUACAUCAUCGACAUUGCCCGUGUUAACAACAAGAAGUUCGUUGCUUCGAUCUACUUUCCCAACAACACCCUUGCCUGCAUUGGUAUCAACACUGGCAAGCCAAACAUGAUUGCUCACGGAGAGACCGUCGCCAUCAACAACUGCACUGCCCUCCACGGAAUCCGCUCAUACACCAACUUCACCCUGUACACCACUGGUGAGCCAUGCGCCAUGUGUGCCGCUUCCAUCCUCUGGUCCGACUUCAAGACCGUCGUCUGGGGUACCUUCAACGCCGACCUCUACUGCAAGAUCUGCAUGUCCAACUUGCCAAUCGACUCCAACUACAUCUUCAGCCGCUACUUUGGUCUCCGCCCAACCCCACCCCGCAUCAUCGGUGGUGUUCGUCGUGCUGCCGCCGAUGCCUGGUUCGGAACCUACUGCAACCGUCCAACCUCGAUCUACUACAUCCCACCACAGUGCGCCUGCCAGUCACCAGACCGUCUGCAGCCAAUCAACAUCACCCAGACUGCCACCAACUCAUGGUUCGACGGCGUCAACCAGUACACCCAGUUCAGCGCCAACCUCAUCAACUAUGGCACCGACAACAUCCAGCAGCCAUCGUUCAUUACCUCUGAGCCAUUCAACCCAACCACCAUCUGGGGUCUUGUCCGCUCCAACUCCACCUGGGUCAUGGCCUGGAACCCAAUCCUCUACCCCAACCAGCCAUUCAACUUUGGUUACAUCACCGUUGGUACCGAGCCAGCCAAGUUCAUUGCCCAGAAGCCAUAA
Molecule: messenger RNA, 969 nt
Organism: Acytostelium subglobosum LB1
Lineage: Eukaryota; Evosea; Eumycetozoa; Acytosteliales; Acytosteliaceae
Exons: 2
Coding region: 1-969 (322 amino acids)
Biological process (GO): extracellular matrix organization
Cellular component (GO): extracellular matrix
Molecular function (GO): extracellular matrix structural constituent; zinc ion binding; carbohydrate binding
Source: RefSeq, a predicted model, not a curated record